AUGUUCGUUAAUAAAAAGCAUAAGAAAUCUGUUCAAGAUGCUUCGUUACCAACGAUAAGUCAACAAGUUGAUCAUAUCCCUAGAAAUUCAUGUAACUUAAAUCAUUUCAAUACGUUCACCGGCCAUCAUUUCAAGAUUGCAAGUCUUAGAUGGGGGAAGAACUCAAAGACCCUAUUAACUACCAGUCAAGAUGGGUUUAUGAUAGUUUGGGAUGCCGUUACCGGUUAUAAAAAGCAUGCUAUACCAUUGGAAAACCCUUGGGUGUUAACUUGUGCUUAUUCUCCAUCAGAAUCUGUAUUGGCAUCUGCUGGCUUGGAUAAUGUGUGUACCAUAUAUAAGCAAGUGGGCUUUCAACGAAUAGAAGUGGUAGAACCAGGGGGGAAAUCAAGUUUACGUACAAAGUCAAACUCACCUAAUUAUUUCCAAUCACAAUCACAUUCAUCUACAUCUACAUUUUCUUCAUCUUCAUCUUCUUCCUUGCAAGUUAGACUUAAAGGUCAUACGGCCUACAUCCCCGAUUGUGGGUUCUUGAGUAACCAUAAUAUAGUCACAGUUAGUGGAGAUUCUACUUGCAUUUUGUGGGAUAUCACCAGAUCCUCGCCUUUGUUCAAAUAUACGGAUCAUACCAGUGAUGUACUUUGCUUGGCAACAAGCUACCAACAAUUACCUGCAAAUCCAUAUCUGUUUGUUACUGGAAGCUCCGAUGGUACUAUGAAAAUUUGGGAUACUCGUACUAAAUUUAGUGUUAGAUCUGUCAAUAGUAUGGCAUAUGAUGUCAACUGCUUAUCGAUAUUUCCUGAUAGCAAUGCUAUAGCUUCUGGAGUAGAUGAUGGGUCUAUUCAUCUUUAUGAUGUUCGAGCUGAUUGUAUUGUAAGCAAGUAUUGUUUAGAGACGCAGAAGAACAAAACAAAUUACUACCCUAAUCAGUUGCCUCCUUUGCUGCCUACAACUUUAAGAGGUGGAGGAUCCAGAAUUUUAUCACUGCAACAAAGCAUACAAUCUACUGCAAACCUACCAGGAGUUACUUCAAUUGAUUUCUCUAAAAGUGGCAGACUACUUUAUUCUACAUACUCCGAAUCAGGAUGUUUAAUCUGGGAUGUUCUAAAAGGGGAAGUCGUUGGUUCCGUUGGAAAUGCUCGAACUUCCAAGUUUAGCCAUGUUUCUGUUUCUCCUGAUGGCGAAGCACUUGCUACUGUGGGAUGGGAUGCUUCAAUUGGUAUCUGGACCAGUGGUCUUUAA
Lizanozyma spartinae is the source of this 1239-nucleotide messenger RNA. It is a transcript of the gene STE4, whose product is annotated as G protein subunit beta. Gene Ontology annotation, biological process: G protein-coupled receptor signaling pathway. Gene Ontology annotation, molecular function: signaling receptor complex adaptor activity; protein binding. The record is from RefSeq and is a predicted model, not a curated record. Gene Ontology annotation, cellular component: heterotrimeric G-protein complex; cytoplasm. NCBI's taxonomy places the organism in Eukaryota, Fungi, Ascomycota, Pichiomycetes, Serinales, Debaryomycetaceae. The transcript has 3 exons. Bases 1 to 1239 code for a protein of 412 amino acids.